AUGUCUACGACGCCUGUAAAGGUUCUAACAGUUGGUGCAGCAGCAGGCUCCAUUCGCGACCUCUUCGGCAAAGUGAAAUCAAUCGACUCGAAACAUGGCAAGUUCGACUUUGUCCUCUGCGUUGGCGACUUUUUCGGGCCACCGAAGGAUGCUCCUGACGAUGAGGAUGAAAUGGUGCAGCUGCUGGAUGGGAAGAUUGAAGUUCCCAUCGAAUGUUACAUUAUGCAAGGAGGCAACCCUUUACCAGACGCUGUAAUUCAAAAAUAUUCGAAGACUGGGGGAGAACUCUGCAAAAAUGUGUUCAUGUUGACGAAAUCCGGGCUCGUCACGACGGCACACGGUCUCAGAAUCGCUUGUCUCGGUGGAAUAUACGAUGUUGAGGUCUACUCAACGUCAGAGGCCGCUCCUGGUUUCGCGUCGCCUUUCUUUUCCUCUCAAACAACAGAGAGGCUGCUUUCAAACACACUCAGCACCUCAAAUAAGAACCAAAAUUAUAAGUCUCUAAAUGCUAUUCAAGCCGGAUCGUCUUCUUCGCAGCUUGUCGAUAUAUUCAUCAGCAAUGUCUGGCCAGCCUCAGUAACAGAAAUGUCUGCAGUGCCUUUACCUUUUCCAGAACUCGCGUCUAUCGGUGUGUCCGCUUUGGAUGACACGAUUCGUCGGUUAAAGCCUCGCUACCACUUUGCUGCAAGUGGAGGCCAGCCACCUAUGUUCUGGGAACGGGAACCCUUCGUUUGGAAUGAUGAAGAGGGUCGCAUCUCGCGAUUUGUGAGCUUGGGUGCUUUUGGAGGAUCCCCAGUGACUGGUAAAAAACAGAGGUGGUUUUACGCGUUCUCUAUAUCUCCCAAUACGCCAACGACGGCGCCUGCCGCUCGUCCUGCAAAUGCCAGCAAAAAUCCUUUCACAGAGGCGACGCACCGCUCUCAAAAACGCGGCAUUGAGGAAUCAGAUGGUCAGAACUUCAUUUUUGGAGAUGUCAAAAAACCGAUGAAGCGCAGUCGCGUGGAUCAUGGGGAUAAGCCACCGCCAGGAUACAAAUGUCGACGAUGCGAGGGAACCGACCACUUCAUUGAUCAAUGCCCGGAACGGACCAAACCCCCUGAAGGUUAUGUUUGCAAGAUCUGUAACACGCCAGGACACCUUGUGCGUGACUGUCCAACCAGACACGCUGUGGGUGACACCGGUGGUCGCAAGCCCCGAGAAGGAUAUGUCUGCCGUGCAUGUGGAAGCGAAAAUCAUUAUAUCGAAGAUUGUCCUGUCGCCAACGAGCGCCCAAGUCGCGGCCGGGGAGGAAAGAGGGGACAUCCUCCCAGAGAGCUUGCUCCCGAUGAGUGUUGGUUCUGCUUGUCGAAUCCCAACUUGGCAAAGCACUUAAUCGUCUCCAUUGGCACCGAAUGCUAUGUGACGCUCCCAAAGGGACAAAUAAUACCAACCCAAUCGGCAGCAGAUCACGUUGACAUACCGGGCGGAGGACACGUUCUCAUCGUCCCCAUCACACAUUAUCCAACAUUCAACACGAUACCUCAUGAUCUGGCGGUACCCAUCAUUGAUGAAACUGAAAGGUACAAAACAGCCAUUCGAGCCAUGUUUGGAAAACAUAAAAUGGCAGCUACGUUUUUCGAAGUAGCGCGGUUGCGUCAAAAGGGCGGGCAUGGGCAUGUACAGGCUGUACCAGUGCCGUUUAAGCUUCAGAACAAGAUCGAGGAGACGUUUGUGAAUGAGGGCCGGUCGUUGGGCAUUGAGUUUGAAGAGAAUCCGGACGAGGCCUUGGCCUCCUGCUCAAACGGUCGAGGGAGCUAUUUCAGAGUGGACCUACCGGAUGGUCGGAAGAUGGUCCAUGUGAUGAAAGAUCACAUACCAUUCAGUAUACAAUUCGGAAGACAGGUACUGGUCAAUCUUUUGAAUACUCCGAGCCGUGCAGACUGGAAAGCUUGCAUGCUUUCAGAAGACGAGGAUAGGUCUGACGCUCAGGCCUUCAAAGCGGCAUUUGCGCCAUUCGAUCCUAGUGCAUGA
Messenger RNA from Desarmillaria tabescens, 2010 nucleotides. Its product is annotated as nuclear protein. Gene Ontology annotation, cellular component: post-mRNA release spliceosomal complex. The transcript has 13 exons. NCBI's taxonomy places the organism in Eukaryota, Fungi, Basidiomycota, Agaricomycetes, Agaricales, Physalacriaceae. The record is from RefSeq and is a predicted model, not a curated record. Gene Ontology annotation, molecular function: RNA lariat debranching enzyme activator activity; zinc ion binding; nucleic acid binding. Bases 1 to 2010 code for a protein of 669 amino acids. Gene Ontology annotation, biological process: mRNA splicing, via spliceosome.